This is a messenger RNA of Entamoeba histolytica HM-1:IMSS, 551 nucleotides long. Its product is annotated as glycogenphosphorylase, putative. Gene Ontology annotation, cellular component: cytoplasm. The record is from RefSeq and is a predicted model, not a curated record. NCBI's taxonomy places the organism in Eukaryota, Evosea, Mastigamoebida, Endamoebidae. The transcript has a single exon. Bases 90 to 551 code for a protein of 153 amino acids. Gene Ontology annotation, molecular function: glycogen phosphorylase activity; pyridoxal phosphate binding. Gene Ontology annotation, biological process: glycogen catabolic process.
GUGUUUCAUUAGCAGAAGUUAUUAUUCCAGCAAAUGAUAUUAAUGAACAAAUCUCAACUGCUGGAUAUGAGGCAUCUGGAACUUCCUGUAUGAAGUUUGUUAUGAAUGGAGGACUUAUUGUUGGUACAUGGGAUGGUGCUAAUGUUGAAAUUGCAGAAGAAGUUGGAGAAGAAAAUAUGUUUAUGUUUGGAGCUAAGGCAUAUGAAGUUGCAGGAAUUCGUGCUAAUCCAAUUCCAAUUAGUAAAGACCUUGCUGAGGUAUUAGCCGCUAUUGAUAACGGAAUGUUUGGUGAUGCUUCAAUUCACAAAUUUGUUAUUGACCAAUUCCGUGGAGGAAGUGAUUAUUAUUUGGUCUGUAGAGACUUUGAUGGAUAUGUCAAGAUCCAAGAACAUAUUGAUUCAGUUUGGAAAAAUCCACAAGAAUGGACCACUAAAUGUAUUAGAUGUGUUGCUCGUAUGGGCAAAUUCUCAUCUGAUAGAUCUAUUGAAGAGUAUGCUUCAAAUGUAUGGAAUGUUCAAAAAUGUCCAUUACCAGUAGAUGAACAAAAAUGA